Molecule: messenger RNA, 552 nt
Organism: Hydatigera taeniaeformis
Lineage: Eukaryota; Metazoa; Platyhelminthes; Cestoda; Cyclophyllidea; Taeniidae
Source: the annotation of a GenBank genome assembly
CUGUACAUCUUCCCUUCGCUCUGUCUCCAUGUCAGACUCGACCAUUGCCUCCUCUCAAUCUUCCAUUCUGCAUUCGUUAUUUCGGCUGACGUCAACACAGUCGUCUCUCACGAUAGUAGGGAAGAAGUCGGUGGUUACAAUGGCGCUUAUUCAUCUGUCCGUCCACUGUCAUUGAGGCUUCGCAUAUACACUGUGACGGAGGGUGGACGGCAGGAGUUUCGUCAUCAGUUAGCACAUUGUGAUGGCGGAGACAAAGGCAGCGGUGGCGGUGUCGGUGUCAGUGGCGAUGGCGAUGGCGAUAAUGUGGUCAGACCUAAUUACGGUGACAGCACUGGUGUAAAGCGAACAGGCGACGAUGCUACAGGAGUUGACAAUGUGGAGAGGGGAAUGAAUGUGGCUCCCGCACAUUAUUCCUCCUCCUCUUCUUCAUUUGGUGGAUCAAGUAGCUGUGUCUCGUCUGCUGUCGUUGUCAUCACUUUCCUCAAUCCCAUGCUCACCGACUCAUCUCCAACUCCUCUGUAUCACCCAACUACCAGUGCAUUGACCGUUUGA